AUGGAUUAUGUAUCAUUAUUAAUUUUACUUUGUCCGUCCAAUAUAUUGGAAGAUCUUGAUCAAAAAGAUUUUCUUCAUCCAAAAUUUUUUAUUCAAUAUUUUUCACGUGAUGAGUGUACAACUAAACUUCAAAAGUAUCAAAAUGUUUUAGAAAUGGAUAUAUUUUUGCCACAUUCCUCAAUUGAUCUUAUUUCUACUUAUCAAAAUCUCUUAUGUCCACGAAUAUCUUUCUAUGUUUAUUGUCAAACAGAACAAAUUUUAACAGAAUAUCAACAAAUGCCAAUAUGGAGUAGAUAUGAUUUAGUUUUCAAUAUGAAUAUGCUUCGCCAGCAACUUGAACGAAUAGCACACAAACAUCUUCUAAUUUGUGUUCAAGAUUUGGAAAAACGUAAGGAAGCAGGAGAUGCAGAUGCUGCUGAUUUAUUAGUUCCAAUUGGAGAGAUAUUUGAAGAAAAUACAAGAAGAAUCAAUGAAGAAAUUCGACAAAAAUCUUGUCUGAGUGAAAUAGCAGCUGAAUUUGAAGAACGAUAA
Rotaria sp. Silwood1 is the source of this 531-nucleotide messenger RNA. Lineage: Eukaryota; Metazoa; Rotifera; Eurotatoria; Philodinida; Philodinidae. The record is from the annotation of a GenBank genome assembly.